Molecule: messenger RNA, 387 nt
Organism: Porites evermanni
Lineage: Eukaryota; Metazoa; Cnidaria; Anthozoa; Scleractinia; Poritidae
Source: the annotation of a GenBank genome assembly
ACCAAAAUCGUCAACAAGGACAACAAGCUUGCAUGGUUUUACCAAACCACCAAGUAUAAGGCUGGUACUCUUCCUCUGAACAUGUAUCAGACUGCUGUCCACCGGGGAGAACGGUUAGAGUUUGCACCAGUUGAAAGAGUAGAACAACCUGAAUUUUCAAAGGAAGAGGGAAGAGAAGGCGCGCCUACAUCGAGGGACCCAGGAGACGAUCAGCUCUCCGAAUACGAUGACAACUUCUCCGACAACGACUCUGAUGAUUUUGCAGUGGAGGAAGAUGGUGCUAUUCGUGAUAUGCAGAACGAGGAACUCGGUUUCCUUUUUGCAUCGCGCAGAACGCGAUGUGAACGGAUAGUGAAAACAACAAACAAGGCUUUGCUUUGGACGUAA